AUGGCCAGCAUUGAAUCGAUUAACGACGGUGUCGCCAUCAAUGGUCCGGUCAAGGAUUCCUAUCGCAAGAUCCUUACCCCCGAGGCGACCGCAUUCCUCGCUCUCCUUCACAGAACCUUCAAUGGUACUCGCAAAGCUCUGCUCCAAAGACGUGUCAUUCGUCAACAGGAGCUCGACAAGGGCAAUUUGCCAGACUUUCUCCCUGAAACGAAGCACAUUCGAGACAAUGACGCCUGGAAAGGUGCUCCUCCUGCUCCCGGUCUUAUCGACCGCCGUGUCGAAAUUACCGGACCAACGGAUCGGAAGAUGGUGGUAAAUGCUUUGAACAGCAAUGUUUGGACAUACAUGGCUGAUUUUGAAGAUGCCACCGCUCCUACAUGGGACAACCAGGUCUCGGGCCAAGUGAACCUCUUCGACGCAAUCCGCAAACAGAUCGAUUUUAAGCAAGGCGAGAAGGAAUACAAGCUUCGCACCGACCGAAUCCUCCCCACAUUGAUUGCUCGUCCUCGAGGCUGGCAUUUGGAAGAGAAGCAUUUCACCGUUGAUGGCGAGCCCAUCUCCGGUUCUCUGUUCGAUUUCGGUCUCUAUUUCUUCCACAAUGCCUUUGAACUCGUCAAGCGAGGGACGGGCCCAUACUUCUAUCUGCCCAAGAUGGAGUCUCAUCUCGAGGCCCGAUUGUGGAACGACGUCUUCAACCUCGCCCAAGACUAUAUUGGCAUGCCACGAGGCACCAUCCGAGGAACCGUGCUCAUUGAGACCAUCACUGCUGCUUUCGAAAUGGAUGAGAUCAUUUACGAGCUCCGCGACCACUCCGCCGGUCUCAACUGUGGUCGUUGGGAUUAUAUCUUCUCCGUUAUCAAGAAAUUCCGCCAAAAUCCCAACUUUGUCCUUCCCGAUCGAUCCGCCGUCACCAUGACCGUUCCGUUCAUGGAUGCAUAUGUCCGACUUCUCAUCAAGACCUGCCAUCGCCGAGGCGUCCAUGCCAUGGGCGGUAUGGCCGCCCAAAUUCCCAUCAAAGAUAACCCAGAGGCCAAUGACAAGGCCAUGGAGAAUGUGCGACAGGACAAACUCCGUGAGGUUCGAGCGGGCCACGACGGCACUUGGGUUGCCCAUCCAGCUCUUGCGUCCAUCGCCUCUGACGUCUUCAACAAGUAUAUGCCUACUCCUAACCAAUUGUUCAAGCGACGUGAAGACGUCUAUGUCACCAAGAAUGAUCUCCUCAACAUGAACAUGCCGGGCUCCGUGACAGAAGACGGGAUUCGUAGGAACCUCAACAUCGGUCUUGGAUAUAUGGAAGGCUGGCUUCGAGGCAUCGGAUGUGUUCCCAUCAACUACCUCAUGGAGGACGCCGCCACGGCCGAGGUCUCACGAUCACAGUUGUGGCAAUGGGUCAGACAUGGUGUUAGGACCGCCGAAGGCCAGACUGUCGACAAAGCAUAUGCCCUGAAAUUGUUGAGGGAACAAGCGGAGGAACUGUCAUCCAAGGCUCCCAAGGGUAACAAGUAUCACCUGGCUGCCAGAUAUUUCGAAGGCCAAGUGACUGGGGAGGACUAUGCUGAUUUCCUAACGAGCUUGCUUUACAACGAAAUCACCACUGUUGGCUCCUCUCAACCCGUGGCCAAGUUGUAA
This is a messenger RNA of Rhinocladiella mackenziei CBS 650.93, 1629 nucleotides long. Its product is annotated as malate synthase, glyoxysomal. Gene Ontology annotation, molecular function: malate synthase activity. Gene Ontology annotation, cellular component: peroxisomal matrix; cytoplasm. Lineage: Eukaryota; Fungi; Ascomycota; Eurotiomycetes; Chaetothyriales; Herpotrichiellaceae. Gene Ontology annotation, biological process: glyoxylate cycle. Bases 1 to 1629 code for a protein of 542 amino acids. The transcript is spliced from 3 exons. The record is from RefSeq and is a predicted model, not a curated record.